GCCAAGCGGAAGCCUGGGGUUGGUUGACCAGGCUGUGAUUGACGGACAGCGGGGCGAGCUGCGCGACCAGCGGUUUGUUUUUUCGGAGCGUUCCUGAGGUGGAGAACUGCAACCGGACUGACCGACGGAGGAGAGACCCGGGAACUGAGUGACUGAGGGAACGAGCCGGGCUGGACUAGGUCCGGUCUGGGAUGUAGCAGGUCGACCUGCCCAUGCCCCAGCGCCCGGCCGGAGCCGGAGCCGGAGCCGGAGCCGGAGCCGGGGGAUGUGGCGGAGGCCUUGAGCGCCGCCUGCACCCCCUGCCCGGAACCAGGCCCGCAGCCCUCGGCAUGCAGCUCCAGCUGCGGAGGUGACACCCCGGAGUCGAGGAGCCGACCCCGCGGCGGCUGCCGCCGCCUCCGCCACCAUGGAUGAACAGGAGGCAUUGAAUUCAAUCAUGAAAGAUCUGGUGGCUCUCCAGAUGGGCCGACGUCACAGGCUGCCUGGCUUUGAGACCAUGAAGAGCAAAGAUACUGGCCACCCAAAUAGACAGAAAAAACAUAACAGCAGCAGCUCAGCCCUCAUGAACAGCCCCACAAUAACAAGUCCAUGUGCAGGGGCCAGUGAAGAAAAGAAAAUAUCGAGUGAUGUAAGGAUCAAGUUUGAGCACAGUGGGGAAAGGCGAAUUAUACCAUUUAGCCGUCCUGUGAGAUAUGAAGACGUGGAACAAAAGGUGAAGACAGCAUUUGGGCAACCUCUAGUUCUCCAUUAUAUGAAUAAUGAGCUUUCCAUCCUGCUGAAAAAUCAAGAUGAUCUUGAUAAAGCAAUUGAUCUUUUGGAUAGAAGCUCAAGUAUGAAAAGCCUUAGAAUAUUGCUGCUGUCCCAAGAUAGAAACCAUACCAGUUCCUCCCCCCAUCUUGGAGUGCCCAAGCAGGUCCGGAUCAAAGCUUCCCAGUCUAUGGGGGAUGUAAAUACCAUCUAUCAGCCUCCAGAGCCCAGAAGCAGGCAUCUCUCUGUCAGCUCCCAGAACCCUGGCCGAAGCUCACCUCCCCCAGGUUAUGUACCAGAACGUCAACAGCGCAUUGCACGACAGGGAUCUUACACCAGUAUUAACAGUGAAGGAGAAUUUAUUCCAGAGACCAGUGAACAAUGUAUGCUGGAUCCCCUAAGCAGUGCCGAGAACUCCGUGUCAGGAAGUUGCCAGUCCUUGGACAGAUCAGCAGAUAGCCCAUCCUUUCGCAAAUCUCGGAUGUCUAGAGCCCAGAGUUUCCCAGAUAACAGACAAGAAUACUCAGAUCGUGACACUCAGCUCUAUGACAAAGGGGUGAAGGGUGGAACAUAUCCCCGUCGUUAUCAUGUCUCUGUUCAUCACAAGGACUACAAUGAUGGCCGGAGAACAUUUCCCCGGAUAAGGCGACAUCAAGGGAACCUAUUCACAUUAGUCCCCUCCAGUCGGUCCCUGAGCACCAAUGGAGAGAACCUGGGCCUAGCAGUGCAAUACCUGGACCCCCGAGGGCGUCUGUGGAGUGCUGACAGCGAAAAUGCCCUCACCGUGCAGGAGAGGAGUGUGCCAACCAAGUCUCCAAGUGCUCCCAUAAACUGGCGUCGGGGGAAGCUCUUGGGUCAAGGUGCCUUUGGCCGAGUCUAUCUGUGUUAUGAUGUGGAUACUGGACGGGAGCUUGCUUCUAAGCAGGUCCAGUUUGACCCAGACAGUCCUGAAACAAGCAAGGAAGUAAGUGCCCUUGAGUGUGAAAUCCAGUUGUUGAAGAACUUGCAGCAUGAUCGCAUCGUGCAAUACUAUGGCUGUCUCCGUGAUCGCUCUGAGAAGACCCUGACCAUCUUCAUGGAGUACAUGCCAGGGGGCUCCGUGAAAGACCAGCUGAAGGCCUACGGUGCUCUCACCGAGAGCGUGACCCGCAAAUACACACGGCAGAUCCUAGAAGGUGUUUCCUACCUGCACAGCAACAUGAUUGUGCAUCGAGACAUCAAAGGAGCCAACAUCCUCCGGGAUUCUGCUGGGAAUGUGAAGCUUGGGGACUUUGGGGCCAGCAAACGACUGCAGACCAUCUGCAUGUCAGGGACAGGGAUUCGUUCCGUCACAGGCACGCCAUACUGGAUGAGCCCAGAGGUGAUAAGUGGAGAAGGCUAUGGAAGGAAAGCAGAUGUGUGGAGCUUGGGCUGCACUGUGGUAGAGAUGCUGACAGAGAAGCCUCCGUGGGCAGAGUAUGAAGCAAUGGCAGCCAUUUUCAAAAUUGCCACACAGCCCACCAACCCCCAGCUCCCCUCACAUAUCUCUGAGCAUGGCCGGGACUUUCUGCGGCGAAUCUUUGUGGAGGCCCGCCAGAGACCUUCAGCUGAGGAACUGCUUACACACCACUUUGCACAGCUCGUGUACUGAACUCAUGCAUCCACACUGAUGUUGGACCUUGGCUCCCUGGGGGUGGGGUCACAAGAGGGACUUGGUGAGGUUGCUGCUUCUCCCUUCCAAGUCUCCCUUCUUCCUGGGUAGCUGCAGAGCCAGAAGAGGGUGUCUGUGACCCCAGCAGUGGGGAAUUCCCCCAUGCCUGUCAGACUGGAGGGACCCAGGUGUCCCCAUGCUCAGAGAGUGGUGUGAAUAUCUGUAUUGCUCUGGCCUUAAGAGCUCUUUGGGUCUCUUCUUCCUCCCCUCCACCUUCCCUCUGAGCUGCAUUCACUUGCUCUGUGUUUGGCACCAGAGUUCACAUUGGUGCUGAGGACACACUGGCUUGGAAGGAUGUGAAUAGUGUUAUUUUUAUUCAGAGUGUUAUUUUGUUUCCUCUCCCAAUGUCUGGAGACACUAGAGGAUGUUCCCCCACCUGGCCCACUUGGGCUCCAGCAAAGAGACGGGCCGGGACCCUGGGGCGAAGUCCACUGUUUCUCCAGCCAAUGGGGGGUGGAGGCUGGUGCUGCCUCUGUCCCCAGGAGGGCUCUGUACCAGGUUUGCCAAUCCCACCUCUUUACCAAAGAUGGACAAAAUGCUCUGCUGCCUUAUUCAGGGAGAGGGGAUGCCUGCCCUGCCCUGCCCUGUGAUGUGCACCUUUCCACCUCCUCCCCAUGGGAUUCACGAGGAGCUGCUGGAGGUGGGAGGAGAGGGGUGGCACAAUUUUUGUCAAUGCAAUUGUUUCUUUUACAAACUGGGGUAGGGUGGGGUGAGGUGGGGUUCUCUGUCAAGGGUUACACCAUAUUUCUAAAUUGGUGCCCACUCCUGCCUCUUCCCACCUUCACCCGGGGCUGCUGUGGAGCAAGAAGCCAGAGUCUAGGGCAGAAACAGGCAGGAAUUCGAAGUUCUGUGCUGCCGGGCUCCGCCCCUUCUCAGAGAGAAGGGGUGACUAGAUGCAUUUCCUUUUCUGCUCAGGGGCCCGGGUAGCUGAGUAGGGUCACAAUAACUUGCUUUCUAAAGCCCCUGAGGGGAGCUCUUCAAUAAACCUAGGAAGAAUUCAGUUCCAUGAUAAAAAUGGAUAGUGGCCCUGCUGGGAUAGAGCCAGCUAAGCUUGGUGCCCAGGAGGGCCCAAGUGCUGCUGCCAUCUGUGCUCAGAACCAUUGGCACCAAUGACAUGCCCUGCCCAUUUCUGUGAAGUGACCCUUGGCCCUCAAGAGUGGCAAUGGGAUGGGAGAAGUAACAUCUCUGAGCAGCUUCAAGCGGCUGUAAAUACCUCAGCCUGGGCCUUGUCCCUUCUUCCCCACAACAUGUGCCUAAUGCGAAAGCCCCUCCCUUGACACCCAUGUUCCUUAGAAUUUGUCAUUGAAUGGAAAGGGAAAAAAAUGCCAGGUGACAGGGGCUUAUCUCCAGAGACAGACGGGGUGUUAGCAGUCGGCGGCUCAGUGCCCAGCCAUGCCUGUCUCCCCACAGGCACCAUAACAAUCCAAAGCCUUCGUUGUAUGUUGACAAUGCACUUUUAUGAAUGUAGUUUCUAUCGCUCUUUUUAGCCUUUUCACAUCAUGUAAUGUGAGGCCUUGUACUUGUUAAUUUAUAUCUCAGAUCAUAUUUGAUGGUUUUUAUAUAUAGCGAUUCUAGACUGUUACAGGUGACUGUUGCCUCAAGGGAGAGAAGAGAAAAUGAAAGCAGCCGGUUUUGCAGAGAAAUUUGCUGGUGGUUUGUGCCAAAUGGUGCCUAUGGGGCCUGGGCCUCUCUCUGUUUCCUUCCCUUUCUGCCCACUGGGACUCCUGUCCUCACCUCUGGGGCUAGUAAGAUAUAUUAUGCCUCCCUCAUUUACCAGCGUCCCCACCACUACCACCACCAUUUCCACCCCUGCCUCUGUCCUCUCCCAAGACUUAGACUGGGGACCUUUAUCCUGACCAAAGCUACUUUGCGGUAGCUUGGCUUUUCCCUCUCAGCCUUCGUUCCAUAAAGAACUUCUCACUUGAGGUGAAUUCCCUGCAGUGAAUCCUUCCUCUCCCCACUCUACCCCCCCCAAAAAAAAUCCUUUCCAGCACAUCUCUAGCCCUUUAUCCAAACACUCCUUGGGAGGAAACAGAAUUUAGGCACUGGCGUUGGUGAGACGAUUCUGCAUAUUCCAGGUUCAGACUCUCUCUGGGGUUCCAUACCAACCCCACAGUAACUACCUGACAGAAAACUUUUAAAAAAUUUUUAAACAAACCCUGAAACUCCCCACCCCACAAAAAAAAAAACAACCCACCAAUACAACACUUGAUUUUUGUGCCAAAAACUGUGGAUAUGCUAGCCCAACAGCCUCAGGAUUGAGCGAUUGCUUAAUUUAUUAUUUUUUUAUUAAAUUAUCCAGAUGGAAAAACUGUGGGGGCAUAGGAUUGUCCUGAGCCCUAGGAGUAUCAGGUGCCCCCUGCCCUUUAGCCCUGGCCACUGUGGGCUCUGCCAAAGGGCUGGGCAGCUCCAGUGCAGGGUGCCACCAUCCUCUCAUCAUUCAAUAGAGCCUUCCUGCUCUGGGCUGCCAGCAGAGGCCCAGGACUGAGGCUGGUUCUUGGUCACCCUCUUGUGCACACAUCAGAGGAGCAGCCAAGUGUCUGAAUGUGGAUCGUGCAGAAGAACUUGCAGCCAUAGUUUAUUUUGACUAUAUCCCGACUGAGGGCUUGCAGUGCAAAGCCAGGCCAGUGUAGCGUGUUACUUACAAUAAA
Molecule: messenger RNA, 5088 nt
Organism: Dromiciops gliroides (monito del monte)
Lineage: Eukaryota; Metazoa; Chordata; Mammalia; Microbiotheria; Microbiotheriidae
Gene: MAP3K3
Product: mitogen-activated protein kinase kinase kinase 3
Exons: 17
Coding region: 407-2377 (656 amino acids)
Biological process (GO): protein phosphorylation
Molecular function (GO): protein binding; protein kinase activity; ATP binding
Source: RefSeq, a predicted model, not a curated record